This is a messenger RNA of Spodoptera littoralis (African cotton leafworm), 924 nucleotides long. Lineage: Eukaryota; Metazoa; Arthropoda; Insecta; Lepidoptera; Noctuidae. The record is from the annotation of a GenBank genome assembly.
AUGUCGGGAGGAUUAGAUAUACUCGCCCUCAACGAGGAAGAUGUCACCAAGAUGUUGGCCGCAACCACCCACCUUGGGGCGGAAAAUGUCAACUUCCAGAUGGAAACGUACGUGUACAAGCGCCGCGCUGAUGGCACACACGUGAUCAACCUGCGCCGUACAUGGGAGAAGCUCGUGUUGGCUGCGCGUGCCGUGGUGGCCAUUGAGAACCCCGCUGACGUUUUCGUCAUCUCUUCCCGUCCCUUUGGUCAGCGUGCUGUCCUGAAGUUCGCCGCACACACUGGUGCUACCCCCAUCGCUGGACGUUUCACCCCUGGUGCCUUCACUAACCAGAUCCAAGCUGCGUUCCGUGAGCCCCGUCUCCUGAUCGUGCUGGACCCCGCCCAGGACCACCAGCCCAUUACUGAGGCUUCAUACGUCAACAUUCCAGUCAUUGCUCUGUGCAACACUGACUCUCCCCUCCGUUUCGUUGACAUCGCCAUCCCAUGCAACACCAAGUCCUCUCACUCCAUUGGUCUGAUGUGGUGGCUGUUGGCCCGUGAGGUCCUCAGACUGCGUGGUGUGCUUGCCCGUGACCAACGCUGGGACGUGGUUGUUGAUCUGUUCUUCUACCGUGACCCUGAAGAGAGCGAGAAGGAGGAACAACAGGCUAAGGAACAAGUUGUUGCUGUCGCGCCACCCAAGGUUGACGCGCCCGCCGCAGUGCACGAGGACUGGAACGAGUCUGUGGAGCCCGUUACCUCAUGGGCUGAGGACGCCGCACCACCUCCAGCUGCCAGCUUCGGAGCUGCCCCCGCCCAAGAAGACUGGGCUUCCCAGGUACAAGAAGAGUGGGGAACCACUGCCGCCGCCGCCCCCGCCCCAGCUGCCCCCGCACCCACCCCCUCAUGGGGUGGCUCUGCCCAGGACUGGAGCACUUCGUAA